UAGGACGUUUCAUAUGUGGUCGACACUUGACACACUAUGCCCAAAUACCCAUUACGGCCAUACCACCGCAAAUGAGUAGGGUGCGAAAACGUAUAAUUUUAGGCGGCCUGCCAUCUUUACUUUCGAUUUCUAGCUUCAUAUUUUGGGUUCUCAACAGCAUUUUAACCCUUCUCAUUCCCAGAAGCAGGGUCUAAUUACAUUAAUUCGUUAUACUUCCUUGAUCUUCAUUAACAUCCGAGAGACACAACAAUGGUGGUUGCGUCAAGUGCUAGUUCCUUUGCCAAAGAGGUGUCUAUUCGCAGGAGAAUUAUGAGCAUAUUUAAUAAGAGAGAAGAAGAUUUCCCAUCCCUUAGAGAGUACAAUGAUUACUUAGAGGAAGUGGAGGAUAUGACGUGCAACUUAAUUGAAGGAAUAGAUGUUUCUGCCAUUGAAGCUAAAAUUGCCAAAUACGAGUUAGAAAAUGCAGAGCAGAUUAUGAAUGCUCGAGCUCGCAAGGCAGAGGAGCUAGCAGCUGCUAUGGCAGCCAGCAAGGGACCUUCACAAGUUCAGGAUGAAACCGAAGUGGAUACAGAACAGAUAGGAAUGUCUACCACAACCCAAGGGCAGUAUGCCCCUGCUGUUACCGGAGGAUCACUUAUGCAACCAAGACCAAUGGGCCCACAACCACAACCCCUUGGUAUCGAUAUGAAUCUUGAUGAAGAAAAAAUGAUGAGGUUACGAGCUGAAAACAAUGGUCGUUGUGGAGGAUGGAAUCCGGAAUUCAUAAAGAAGAGGGCACUUGAGGAAGCUUUUGGAAGCCUUUGGAUUUGAGUUCUUUGAACCUAACUCAUGCAAAGCCUAUUUUCCUUUUUAUUAAAAUGAACUAUGAACCCAGUUGAGUAGUUUUGUAGUUGUAGUUUUGAAAUAGCCUAAAUGUUUAUUUUAUGUACUUUACUACUUUCUCCUCACAAGAUUCUUACAUACUGUUAGAAUAUACUUUUCUGUUCCACUCAUUUUGCAGCAUUUAGAAGAAAAAGUUUUACAUUUUAAUUUGAAAUGAUGCAAAAUGAGUACAACAAAAGAGUAAGUAGUUAAUCAUGGUUAUUCAUGACUUAUAUUUCUGAUGUUUGUCAUGGCUUAACUUUUUCUAGUUGCAUCUUUCAUGUAUAGCUACUCAAAGUACAUUUUGAAUCAAGAACAAGAUUUCAUAACAUGAAUUAGUUUCACAAUAGUAAUUUGAGAAUAAUUCUUUAUUC
This is a messenger RNA of Amaranthus tricolor (Joseph's coat), 1235 nucleotides long. RefSeq lists its product as uncharacterized. Gene Ontology annotation, cellular component: transcription factor TFIIH holo complex. The transcript is spliced from 5 exons. The record is from RefSeq and is a predicted model, not a curated record. Gene Ontology annotation, biological process: regulation of cyclin-dependent protein serine/threonine kinase activity; DNA repair; regulation of transcription by RNA polymerase II. Lineage: Eukaryota; Viridiplantae; Streptophyta; Magnoliopsida; Caryophyllales; Amaranthaceae. The coding region runs from base 250 to 810 and encodes 186 amino acids.